AGGUGGACUCAGCGUACAACCCGGAACUCAACCCAUGGAAGCUGAAGCGUCACUCAUUAGUCAUAGCGCUAGAUAGAGCAUGAAACUUUGUGACUUGCAUAUCAAUCAGCACUUGUAAAUUACCAAUGCGUGCACACCAAUCAAUGCGGCCUGGAUACCGGUUUCGUAAUUCUACAUGGCAGCAGGUACUCGUGGGCGAAAGAUACCACGGCGUGUGACUGGUGUUCUAAUCUGACUGCGAUCGGCGCGGCGGGAAGUCCAGUGGAAUUCAAGUUUCAAGAUUCUGAACUUGGAAGAAAGUUUUGACAUUUAUUUCGGAGGCAUAUCAUUUGAAGAACAACUGGAGGUAUGUCCGGGGAGGAGAAAGCAGAAAAGAUUCACCGAGAAUUAUUCAAAGACAUCAGCGCUGAAAUAACAGAUGGGGAACUUGGCCAAAUCAAACAGGAACUGAAACAGAAGGCUUUCGGUGGAUUCAAAGCAGGAGAGAUUCAAAGGGAGUUUAAAACAACUGAUGACGUUUUAGAAAAAUUAAAGAGAAAAGGCCUGAUUAAAAUCGGUGACUAUGAAAUAUUGUGGAAACUCGCUGAGGCCAUUGGUUCCGAGCCGAUUCGGAAAUAUGUAGCUCAAGCCGAGAAUUCUUUAACUGCAAUACACUGGCCCGUAAAGCGUCCGCAGCUUGAUGCCCCUCGAGGUGGCCCAAGGCCUAUACCCAUGGACACCUAUGGCGGGUACCCCCAACAACAUCCUACCCAGGUGCACAUGGCCCAUCCACCCCAGUACCAAUAUGACCCUCAUAGCUAUAAUUCGAUGGGACCCCCUCAACAUCCUGUACGUAAUUCUGCACCCCACCAACCGUACUCUAGCUUCCAAGACAGUCUGAUCAUGAGACCGCCCUCUCAGCCUGUGCCUCGUACCUCAUCCAGCCACCCGAACUCCUAUCAACAGGGCGGUAUAGCUACCUCUCAAAUGGUCCAAGCUCCAAACCCUCAGGGCUCAUUCCAAGGUGGUCGGAUGGGAGCUACAUGUACUCAGCAGCCAGCCUCAGUAGCUGAAGAAUACGAAGAUGAAGUAUUCUCGGAUGACAAGGAUGACACUGAAUACGAGCAAGGGCGUGGCUAUGUGCUCUUCAUCAACAACUUUUUCACUGGAAAACCGGAACAUCGGAGGGGUGCUGAGGUUGAUGAGAAAAACAUCAAUAAUCUGUUUAAAGAUGUCCUCAACCGCUAUUACCUUCAGUACGAGAAAGAUGUAACCCGGAGCCAGCUUCAGAAUUACCUGACAGGUCUGAAGAAAACACUUUCGACGGGUGCCUACACAAACUUCAUUUUUAUUCUGGGUACUCAUGGAGAGCCACAGAGCAAUGGAGCUGAUAGGCCUUUGAAGGAUGCAGUACUCAUGGCUGAUAAUAAAUGGAUGUUGGUUGAGGAUAUCAUCAGCAAUUUCCAUGGAGACCAGAUAUCAAAAAUGCAAGACAAGCCAAAGGUCUUCAUUAUCCAAUCCUGUCGUGGGAAAGAGAAGCAGAGAGGUGUAUCUUCAUCUGAUGGCCCUGCAACAGAGUUAAAUCCAGAGACAAUGGACUAUCCCGAGCCAGCCGUCACGACCCGCCCCGUCAACUCGGACAUUCUAAUUGCAUAUGCAACAUCACAAAGUAAAAAGGCGUUUCGCAAUCAGGAUAAUGGGUCCUGGUUCGUAGAAGAUCUAUGUAAUGUCAUCAGGAAAUAUUACGACAAAGAACACAUUCUAGAUAUCCUUGUUCGUGUCAACAGCCGUAUGGUGAAGCGAGAAGCAACUCAAAACCAUGGAAAACAGAUGCCGUGCUUUGUAUGUACAUUCACCCGGCGGUUCAUGCUUGCAUAUCCUAAUAAGUAAGGUGAUACUGCUAUGGAUAAAAGAAGGUUUAAAUCUGAGGUGAAGGAGCAAUUCUGAGGUACCUUGAGGUAAUUUGAUCCACUUGCAUAAAAGCUGUACCAUCUCCAAUUAGUCUGACAGUAUAUUGGUGACAUUUCCUAUUGGUCCUAAUCAGGGCUUAAAUUAAUCCAAGGCCACCAAGGCCAUGGCUGUGGAUGCCCCUUUGAGUGGCCUCAAUGCCCCUCUCAUUGGCCUUGGAGAUUUUGUUUGCCCUUUCCAAUUCUUCCUAUUUGUGCUGUAAUAUAGGAAUGUGCCCUUCAGAAAAGCGGCCUUGCCCUAAAAAUAUUGAAAUGUAAGGCCUGCUCCUAAUGUAACCAGACGCCAUGUUCGAGUCUGGUUCGGGUCGGCAGAGUUCGGCAGUUUUUACCCGAACUUGGUUCGUUGAUCUAGCAAGCAGUGUUGUAUAGCUACGGUGGUCAGCACUGGGUGGGAUGGGCGGGUCCGACCAGCACGAAUUUCACAUUAAAAAACUGCUCUCGACGUAACUAUUUGUGAAAAAAAGUACUACUUACAUUCAUAUUUCCGUCUUGAAUCGUGUUUUAUUUGCAAUUUUAAAAGAAUAAGGUUUUCAAUUUGACAAUAAAUGAUACCUUUUAAAGGGUUGUCUAAUGUUACGAGUCAUGAAAGUUGCCAUCUUGAAUGGCAGCCCAGGUUCUGUCUAUUACUGUUUUUAAUAACUGUUAUUUUCUUUAGGGUAAUUAAUGAAUAAAUAAAUAACAUAUUAUAAUAUAUAUUUAUUUCAUUAUUAAUGUUGUAAAAUUCGUCCGAUAUUAUUACAAUUAAAAUAUUAGUUUUUUUAUUGAUUUGGUUUGAGCCCAACUUGUUUUGAUCAGCGCCUAGUACGCAUGUGUAUUCUUGUUUAUAGCUAGCGAUCGCGACGGUGCAGAGGUCAGGAUUUGGCAUUUAAAUGGCGUCAGCGCCCACCUCUGGAGAGGCUGAAUCACAAAGGAGGAAAAAAGGAUGGGAAAAAAAGUAAAUAUAGAAUGCCCAAUCAUGACAUGAAAAUUAGAUUGAAAAUAACAUCCGAGCCAAUUCAAGUCUGGUUUAUAUUUAGAGACAUUCAAGAAUUUGACCAAGUCUGUUUCUAUAGAAUACUGAAAUAUCUUCUGAAUUUUUGUUUCUAUGUAUCCUUGAUUUCAUUGUGGUGAUUUUUCCUUAAUUUAUUUGUAUUUGUUCUAAAGUACAUGGAUUAGCCAGGCGUUGUUAGACUUGAUGUUGUAUGGCAUCCAAGCCAGUUUUGUUCUGUGUUUUUUUCCCUCUCUUCAAUAUGUGCAUGGUGAUUUUGUGUCUUGAAGUAUUCUACGGAUAAUAUCUUGCUACAUUCCUGGUUGUAAGCUCUUCAUUAAAGUUGUUCAUGCGAAGGUAUAUAGAGGGCAGCAAACUGAAGUAGGCACGUGAGCAAAUACCUGUUGGCUCAGUGUUUACCCAGUUGCCUACUUCACGAACGACUAUAUACCCACGCAUGAACGUCUUUAAGCCAAAAACUGUUUUCAUUGUAAAUAUUCAUUGUGCCCUUGACUCAGUACUAUAUACAUGCUUGUUCGAGUACAAUUUUGAAUGUUCAUGUUCAUGUAUACCUAGAUAUUCUAGAUCUUAAGUAAAAUACAGUUAAGAAAAUGAGUGUGUUUGAGAGUUAUACAUGUAUUAGCAUUAAUUAGAAUGUAAUCAUAUUUUGUGAUUUUGUGUCUUGAAGUAUUCUACAGAUAAUAUCUUGCUACAUUCCUGGUUGUAAGCUCUUGAUUAAAGUUGUUCAUGCGAAGGUAUAUAGAGGGCAGCACACUGAAGUAGGCAUGUGAGCGAAUACCCGUUGGCUCAGUGUUUGCCCAGUUGCCUACUUCACGAACGACUAUAUACCCACGCAUGAACGUCUUUAAGCCAAAAACUGUUGUCAUUGUAAAUAUCCAUUGUGCCCCCGACUCAGUACUAUAUACAUGCUUGUUCGAGUACAAUUUUGAAUGUUCAUGUUCAUGUAUACCUAGAUAUUCUAGAUCUUAAGUAAAAUACAGUUAAGAAAAUGAGUGUGUUUGAGAGUUAUACAUGUAUUAUCAUUGAUUAGAAUGUAAAUGUGUGUUAUAUGUGAUUCCUAGCCGUUUAUAUUGCACUGAUUUGGACAUAAGAUGUGUAUUUAUUUUCUUGUCCUUAUUUUUAGUGUCUUUUUUAUUUAAAGCUGAAUUGCUUUGUAUUCAACUCAAGAUUAUGUAACCUGAAAUGAAAGAAAAUGAAAUAUAUGCAAUGUAGGUCUUGACUGUCCAAAGAUAUUGUCACUAAACGUAGUUGUUACAAAUGAAGUUUACUUUUAAAACAUUUCCUGUGUUUGUCACAUUUUAUCGCUCAUGAAAUGAGUCUCAUGCCUUAGUAAAUAUAUCAUGCAAAAUAUAUUUGUACAUCAUUAUUUUUAAUACUGGAAUCGCAAGGAAUGGACAUAUCGAGAGUAGCACUUUAAAUGGCGGGAUUAUAUUUUUAAUGAUAGUGCAAUUUUUGUAUGCCACACAUCUUGUUCUUCAAAGUAAUGAAACUUUCAAUCAAUUCAUUAUCUGACGUAAGUACAAAGAAUAAAUCAAUAUAAAUGUCAUAUUUCAUAUUUUUGUAUAAGAACAGUUCCAAUUCUCUAUUGUAUGUUCGGAUUAAGAUUAAAAGGCUAUUGAAAUGGUGCCAGGUAAAAAUGUCAGGAAUUAAAAAAAAUAAUAUCAAUGUGUUUGCAAUUUUUUCCUCUGACAUUUUUACAACAACUUUGAAAUUGCCUGAGAUAUAUAUUUCGAAAUUUGUGAUGAUCAUGUUUUAUAUAAUUUAUCAUUUCCUAAGGUGAUGCGCAAAUGAAAUAGGCAUAUCUUGAAAUUCUAAUAUACAUUGUGUUUUUGACUCGUGUUUUGGCUCCUGAAGUUGAAAAGCAUGGUGUAAUUGUAUCAAAAUGUGUGAAUUUGAAGUGUUUCCAUAUGCGUCAAUCACUAAUAUGCUGAAUAGAAUUAUUACAAUAUUUUUAGGCACCGGUAUUAGGACCUUAGAUUGAUAAAUCAAGAAUUUAAAGCAAAUUAGGUGUUGAAAACAAUCUUGCAACAGAUUGGAUUAAAUUGUAUAAAUUAAAUUUAUCUAUAUAGAAGGAUCAUGAAAUGAAAGUACGAAAUAGACAGAGUAGACGUAUUUUCACUCCAUAAAGUGCUCUAUAAAGACAAUAAAUACUGUAAACAUCAACUCUUUAGAUAUGAUACUCGCGUAGAUAUCACUUUGCGGAAUUCAAUUUUGCUAAAAUACAAUAGUCGGACUUGUAUUACAUAUAUAUUAUUUCUAGUGAACCGGUACUAUUUGUAGAAAUAAUGCAGUACUAAAAUCAAAGCAUAAUAAAUUGUCCUUUCAUCUGUAAUUCUCAA
This is a messenger RNA of Strongylocentrotus purpuratus (purple sea urchin), 5273 nucleotides long. Its product is annotated as caspase-1. The transcript has 10 exons. Gene Ontology annotation, biological process: proteolysis. The record is from RefSeq and is a predicted model, not a curated record. Lineage: Eukaryota; Metazoa; Echinodermata; Echinoidea; Camarodonta; Strongylocentrotidae. Gene Ontology annotation, molecular function: cysteine-type endopeptidase activity. The coding region runs from base 349 to 1869 and encodes 506 amino acids.